GCGGGGGCGGAGCGGCGGCGCCGGCCCGAGGAGCCGCAGAGAGAGCUGGCCCGGCGGCCCGCGGGGAUGCUGCGCUACAGCUCGGGGCUCACGGUGACCGCCACCACCCCCCGGAGACCCCCUGGCGACGGCGGCCGCUCCCGGCGGAAGAUGAAUGUGUGUAGGCUACGUUUAACAGUGCCACCUGAUGAAGUGUCACAGCCUGAACAGGGACCAAAGGAAACUGAGAGAAAGAAAAGUGAGCUCUACCAUGUUCCAAAUGGGAUGUCUCCAGGGAAGCUCUCUCAUGGGAUGGUGUAUGGUGUUGUGCACCGAACUGACAACAACCAUAAGAGAGAAAUGGUGGUGUAUGGCUGGUCAGCUGAUCAGCUGAAAGAGGAGAUGAAUUACAUUAAAGAAGUGAGAGCAACUCUGGAAAAAGUAAGAAAGAAAAUGUAUGGUGAAUAUGAUGAAAUGAAACGAAAAAUACAGCAGCUUACAAAUGAACUGAAAGUGACAAAUGCUCAUCAGGAAUCCUUAGAGAAUCAUGUGCGAGUGCAGGCUGCAGCCUUAGAUAGCUUUAGUGAAAUGAACAGCUCCUUGACAUCAGCAUCAAUAGACUUGCAGAAAACUCUAGUGGAUGUUACAUUGGAGAACACAGAUAUAAGGGAACAAAUAAGGAAUUUAAAACAUACACAUGAGCAAUCUAUGGAAAAGCUGAGAGAGAAACAAAAGCAACUGGAAACGGCACAAAUUGAAAAUCAGUUACUGAAGUUAAAGGUGGAGUCAUCGCAGGAAGCCAAUGCUGAAGUCAUGAGAGAGAUGACCAGAAAGCUGUAUAGUCAGUAUGAGGAAAAAAUGCGAGAAGAGGAACAGAAACACAAGGCUGAGAAAGAAAUGCUGCUGGAGGAAACAAAUCGGCUUCUGAAGGCUAUUGAAGAGGCAAAUAAGAAGAUGCAGGUUACAGAAACAAGCAUACAGGAGAAGGACCAGAGAAUUGGUGAGCUGGACCGGCUGAUUGAACGCAUGGAAGAGGAACGUCACCAGUUGCAAAAACAACUUGAAUUAAAUGAACUACAAAUAUCUGGAGCAAAAUCUGAAAACAACUCUGACAGUGAAAGGUCACAGCAUUUGGAGGAGGUAGCAGCCAGCUUGAGAGAGCGGAUCAAGCAUCUGGAUGACAUGGUCCACUGCCAGCAGAAGAAAGUCAAGCAUAUGGUUGAGGAGACUGAAAUGCUAAGGAAGAAAGUAAAAGAAAAGGAAUUAUUUAUAAUACAGCUUUUAGACAAAAUCUCUUUCUUAGAAUGUGAGAAUAAAGAAUUACAAGACAAACUGGACUACUUAAUGGAAAACCAACAAAAGACCAAUAUAGAGACCAGAGAUACUGGUGUAGAAUGUGAUCUUCCAUACAGCACAAGCUCUGAGAACAGACCUCCUGAGAGUCCGAGGCCGGUGAGGACGUACACCCCAUUCAAGAGAGUGCUGGAAUUUAGCACAAGGAGCAGUACAUCCUGAGAGCUCAGCUCAUCCAGCUUCCUAAAUACGAGCAGAACUUUGCGCCUUUGCAGCUUGGUUAGAUAAGUUUUUAUCAGUUUAGAGGAGAGCAGCAGCAUGGAGUCUUGCUAAAUUUAUCCUGAAAGCAGCUCUUUGGUAACUUUAUUCCUGAAGUUGCUACUGAUGUUAACUGUGAGGGAGUAGGGAAGCAGCAGGCUGAGGGAAGCAGCAGUCAGGCAGUACUGCUUCUUUAGAAGCUGUUUAAUGCAAUGCAUCAUUUCAAAUGCCUGUAAGGACUUGUAUAGCUGUACAGUUGGGUUUUUUUUUUCUUCAGUUGUGUUGUAAUUCUGUUUGAGUAAUGAAGCUCUAAUAUAUUCUGUUGUCAGUACUACUGGAGCAGCACCUGAAGCUGUGCUGGCAGAGGGAAUUUGUGGGGAAGCUCUGAAUCUGCCCAGACUGAGGGUGGCUCACACCUGUCCCAGAGACCUGGGGCAGUUGAGGGCUCUCUUCACCUGGAGCAGCUCUUUUGUACCUAGCACUCUUUGUCUGGGAGGGAGAGAUGAACUGGGCUGUUUAAAACAGUUCUCUCAACACACGGCAAAUGAAUAUUGUGUUUGUUACUCAAAACAGUAAGGGAUAGAGCAGAUUAUAAUGGAAUUGGCUUUAUUGGACUGAGGCACUGGUUUGCACUUCCUAGUCAUGGGACACAGUGACCAUGGGUGACACAUUCAGUAGCAAUUGUGUAGGAAAAUCCCUGACAGUUUAUUUAUUUACUUUUCCAUUCAAGGAAGGAGUUUUCAUUAAACAAAAGUUUGCCUACUGCAACCUGCAGCAGUCCUUGCAAUUCCAACAGCACCAGCAAUCCUGAAUCAGGAUUUGAGGUUUUGAGUACUAUUUUUUUUUUAAUCCAAACCACUUAAAAUCUUAUCUUUGGCUUCAAAGUAGCAGCAGGAGUGACUGUAUCUAGUACUGAACUAAUUUAAAUAUAUAUAUAGGGUAUUAUCUACAUCUUCUUUUGAUCUUCCACUCUUAGUGAAUUUAAAAUGAAGUAGGAAUAUAUUAUUUUAAUUAUGUUAACAUGAAUGAAGGACCUUUUUUUUUUUUUUCCUAAUUACAGUACCUGCAACAGAAAACAAACAGCUUAGGUUCUGUAUGAUCAAUAUUGUUCUUGCAUGCAGUGUCAAUCCCAGGAGGUGCUCACCUUGCCACAGAGCUUCAGAAAGGGAUUGCUUUUAUCUCUAGCCUAAUACAAUUCAGUCCUGCCUAUUCAAAUCAAGUACACUUACUAAAGUUGUAUUUAAAAUAAUAAUGUUGAUGUCAUAUUGAAUGCACAAGAUGAGUAAUAACUGAUUUCAGUGAUGAGCUUUGUACCUGUGCAAUCUUAUCUCCAUCUAGUGGCUGAUAACAGCAAAUAUUUGGACAGUAUCUGUUUUUGAAGAGAAAGACACUAAAACUAAUCCCAACAGGUAUAUUAAUGUCCAUUAGGGAUGCAACUUUAGGUCUUAGAGAAUGCAUUUUAGCAUUUCUGUGCCCAAACUCUGUAAUUCAGGACUUGAAUUCUGAAUCAUGGCUUGUGAGAAUUACUUUCAAACUCAAGAUGAGUGGAUGAAGGUGGUAGUUUUAGAUAAAAGGAAAUGCAUGUUGUUGUAACAGACAUUAACUGACAAGUUUAAAGAAGUGAAAAUCCUUUACCCCUCUGAUUUUGGCCAGAAGUCAGAAAACAACCUGAUGACUGUGAGGUGCUCAAUGAAUAGUAGUAGAGGGCAGGGUAAGUAUCAAAGUGCUGUUUUGACACAGACUCAAAGGAAGUUCAUUCUACUUUUAAUAUACUCCUGAGGAUCUCCUGAAAAUGCUGCAAGGUAUUUUUAACUCUGAGACUUGCAACAUUACGAUAAUCUGCUCAAGACGUUACGAGGAAUGCAGCAAGGCCUUAAGUUUUUACUGUAAAGGUGUUCUGUGUAAAUUUUGUCUUUACUGUUUGAUGAAAUACAGUAUUUUUUUCUAAACCAAAAAAGAACUGAAGUCAAAGCUGUAUUUUGAGAGCAUUUUGACAUGCAGUGAGCUGGAUGACUAUCAAUUGAUGGGACUACUGAUCUAAAUUUGGUAACUGUGAAGAACAGGAGAGGAACUGUGUUUAUAUCAUUGUGUUACAUGAAAAUGUAGAGCUUUCCACUCAAAUGAGCAGUAAUGUAAAUUAGCAUAGAUAAUAACAAACCUGACUGAAAAGACUGUAACAUUUCUGUACAAAUUUUCUCAAUUUGAGACUAAGUUAAUUAGUACUAUCACAUUAGAAACUAGUAAAAUUUCUGCAAACAGCAAUAAAAGCCAUAUAGGAAGGUCCCAGAAAGUACACUAAAUGCAAGUCAAUUGUAUGACUGCGUUUGUGCCAUGAUAAGUAUUCUUUUGUGAUUUAUUCCAGAUACUCUGGAAAGUAUUUUGGGAUACACUUUUCAUAUAUGCUGUACAAAUAAUGUAUUACAUUGUACGCUUUUAAUACAUCCGGUAUGUAGGACAUGAAAAGGAUAAAUUGCAAUAAACACUGUACUUAAACUUGUUGUUCUGUUGUGUCAACAUGAAACAUGAACAUGAGUCUUUUAGAAAUAAACCUACCUUAAAAUGUUGCAGACUCUUACUGUUCACAACCUUGUUUGUUCCAAACAUGUGGGAAUGGAAAGCGGCUCCUGCGGAGCCUCUAUGCUCUCCUCGGUGUUUCCUUUGGCACACGGGCUCUUGAGAACAGGAAGGCACUCCCUGGCUAAAGGCUCUCAAAGCCAAGUCACAAAAGUAGAUGAACUCUUUCAUGAAAUAA
This is a messenger RNA of Onychostruthus taczanowskii (white-rumped snowfinch), 4282 nucleotides long. It is a transcript of the gene MYZAP, whose product is annotated as myocardial zonula adherens protein. Gene Ontology annotation, cellular component: nuclear envelope; RNA polymerase II, holoenzyme; nucleus. Gene Ontology annotation, biological process: intracellular signal transduction; maintenance of ER location; transcription elongation by RNA polymerase II. The transcript has 13 exons. NCBI's taxonomy places the organism in Eukaryota, Metazoa, Chordata, Aves, Passeriformes, Passeridae. Gene Ontology annotation, molecular function: transcription elongation factor activity. The record is from RefSeq and is a predicted model, not a curated record. The coding region runs from base 67 to 1494 and encodes 475 amino acids.